CUGUUAAUUGUUUUAAAUCAAUUCUCUGUUUACAAUGCAUUGGUUUUUGGUAUAUUCACAGAGCUGUGUAUUCAUUAUCACAAUUAAUUUUAGAACAUCUUCAUUAUCAUUAUCCCAAAAAAGAAACAUCACUCCCCUAGCCAUCACUCCCCAGCUCUGGUGCCACCCCUCUCCCACAGCACACUCCCUCUGCCCUGAGUGGUCACUAGUCUACUUUCUGUCUCUAUAGAUUUGCCUAUUCUGGGCCUUUUAUAUAAGCAACAUCAUACAGUACAUGGUCAUUUGUGACCAGCUUCUUUUACCUAGCAUAUUUUAAAGUUUGUCCAAAAACUUUUAUUCAGAGUUUUCUUUGUUACAUUAAGAUUCUCAGAGGAACACCUAUCCUGUAGGAAGAAGGAUGAAGUGACUUUUUUUUCUGUUCAUCCAUGAGCUCGGAUUUCCCACAUUACAAUUUCAGGAUGCCUAAUAUUGGAUUCCAGAAUUUGCCUCUCAACAUAUAUAUUGUGGUUUUUGGCACGGCUAUAUUUGUCUUCAUCCUUAGUUUGCUAUUCUGUUGCUAUUUGAUUAGGCUAAGACAUCAAGCACAUAAAGAAUUUUAUGCCUACAAACAGGUUAUAUUAAAAGAGAAAGUAAAAGAACUGAAUUUACAUGAGCUCUGUGCUGUGUGUCUAGAAGACUUCAAGCCUCGAGAUGAGUUGGGGAUUUGUCCAUGUAAGCAUGCCUUCCACAGAAAGUGCCUUAUUAAGUGGCUGGAGGUCAGGAAAGUGUGUCCAUUGUGCAACAUGCCAGUUCUGCAGCUGGCCCAGUUGCACAGUAAGCAGGACCGAGGACCCCCGCAGGGGCCCCUCCCCGGGGCAGAGAACAUUGUAUAGUUCAUCAAAGGUCAGACUGUUGCGGUCCGACGUCCGCGUGGAGCCAGGAGGAACACAAGCGGUCUCUGUGCUGGCUGCUCUACCUGGGGCACCAGCUGCCACUUCCUUUGUCUCAUGAAGAACUCUUGGGCCAGCUAAGCUUGGAACCCAAACAUCUGGGUCUAGUGACAACCAAAGCACUCUGACACUACCCCAUGCCAAGAGCAGAGUCGUCGGUGAGCCUGCGGGUUUGGUUCAAGAAACUUCAUGAGGUCUCUCGCUAACUCCAUUGUACUCUGUCUCCCAGACACUUCUCUCCACGGCAAGGUGAAUCCUUAUCAGGCAGAAGGGAAGAUAAACACGAGUGUCAGAGAAGGGAACUAAAGGCAGGUCCUUAGCACCACCCCGACCCUGAGAACAGACGAGCUUCUCUACAGACCGUGCAUGCCUUUGCCGCAGCAGACCCUCCCGGCAGCCCCCGAGCCAACUAAAACCAGCGGUUACCUCAGCCAAAGCAUGACCAGGCACCAGUAGUUGGUGAGGCAAUGCCAACAGGCUGCUCCUGUUACAUUCCUUUGCUAAGGCCAGCUGGGAAACCCAGCGCUUUGGUCACACCAGAGCAGCGGUUCCCCUCACCGCCUUCCCUCCCUCAAGUUCACGACACUCGUUUAUCAAAUCAUCUGAGCUAGAAACAUUAGCUGUACUUGGAAAGGCCUGGUCAGAAGCCAUUUCCUCUUAUUUACCCCUCCUCGACAGUGGGGUGCAGCCAAGCCACCCAUGAGGAGCCCCCGCAUGGGGAGAGCCCGAGCCCAUGCUGUCCCUGUGUGACCCGGGGAGCCCGCGGGUGCUGUCCACGCCCCACACCCACAGUGCGGGUCGGCGUAGCUGCUGGCCCGGCCCACUGCCUCAAGGAUGUCACCAUGAGCCCUUUGCGCAGAUCCGGAGAAGAGCAGCUUUCCGAGAAUGGCCGGUCCUGGCCCCGCGAGCUGAGAGGAGAGUGCGGACCCCUCCUUCCCCCUCCUUCCUCCUCCUUCCUCCCGUCCCCUGUCCUCUUCUCCCGGUUUCAACUUAAAACAAAAUGCCUGUCAUUGGCUUUUUAACGAUUUAAGGUAUUCCAAAUAAGAUCCCUGGUACGUGUGAAGCCGGGAUCUACUUGAAUUGUAAAUAGUUCUGGAAGCUCCUGCAGGGCUGUGUACCCAGUGGUGUGUGCCUCAGUGUUUGGACUUGGAUAACUAAUUGACAGUGUCUUUAUAGGAGAGAAAUGCAUGCUGCUCUUUGGUUCUUUCUGUCCAACUUUUCUAGAAAUGACUCGGAGUCCAUUAGGAUUCAUGACUGUUGUAUAAAUUAGCUAUGGGAAGCAGCACCGGGUCAGAGAGAAAGUCAUUGUCCAUACCCCUGCUAUCCGCCGCCCGUCACAGGUCCAGAGGCUUCACCGGCCCACAGGUGUGUGGGGGGUGGUUUCUUGUUGGAAAUACAGGCUGUGUCGGGAUAGGGAUGGAGGGAGCUUUGCUGCUCUGUCAUGGCCUGUCUCCAGGAAUUUUUUCUGGAAUCCAGCCUCUACCUUCUUAGAAUGGGAAAGGAAACCUGUCCUUGGCUCGGGAGGUUGGGGUCAAAUGAGAGGAAAAUUCUCAUUCACCUGGAAAAGUGCUGGGCAGAAUCCAGUUUGGAAAAUUACAAAUCCAGUGGGUCAGAUUGGCUCUUUCCUGUGUGCGACCUGCCCGUGGCAGGCUGACCAGACUGCUGCUUGCACAGGGCGCGGGAGGCCUGGUGUGUUUGUAUGUGAAAGCCUUAGCCCGCGCGGCCCCCGUGAAAGGAACGGUUUGCACAUGCUACUCCCACCCUGUUCCUGGGUUUGUAGCACAAUAGCGUUGAGUGCUGCAUGGCACCCAGUUUACAGUAAAAUGUGACCAGUUUCAGAAACAGGCUUGGCACAAAUGUCAUCUCUUCAUGUGGGUUCCAACAGAAAAAUUUUCCCCUCAAAAGAGAAAUUCGUGUGUUCUCUACUGCAGAUUAUUUUAAUUCACAGGUUUUGUAGGAUUAGUCUUUCAGUUGCAGGCUUUCUGUCCCUCUGCAUCAGCACCAAAGAAUCUCACCAAGUCCUUGUACUUACAGGGAAGUAAAUUAAUUCAUCUCGCUGUGUCACAGCUAAAGGCAAGUGGGGUGGUUGGUGCCAGCACAGAACAAGGAGCAGAAGCCAGGUAGUUCCAGCCAUCAGUCGAAAGCCCGAGGAGGCGGGGUACUCUCCGCUGCGCGCCAUCGCGCAUGGGCUUUGUCCCAUGAGGCACCUUUGACCCAACCUCAACACAGGUAAAGGUGGAGGGCUUUUGAAAAUGCAGCUUCCCCAUCAGGGUGGGGUGGGGCUGGACCCUAAAGCGGGGUGUCCACUCCCCCUUGGCUUGUCCUGCUGCAGCUUGGCCAGUGUCGCUCAGUCAUUCCCAUGAUUCUCAUCAACAUAAGCAGAAUGUGGUCACACCCACGUCUGCUUCCUGUGCUGCUAUAACUGAUGGCUGGGUUUACUUCAGCGCCUGAUUAAAGUCAGGUUCGCGUGAAGGACAAGGUUAAAUCUCUGCCCAGAAUGUUUUUUAAUGAGCUGAGGAGCCUUCAUAUUAUUGUCUGCGGCUCACACCUCGCAGUGAGAGAGGUAAGGCUGCCCUGUCCACAUCUCCAAGAUGUUCGUGACCUUUGCUAAUCUUCAGUCGUGGGGGUCCAGGUACACAGUGGGGGCCACUGACUGGUGACAUGAUUUGUCUUCAAUGUGUCUUAAGCAGCUCAAAGAUUGGGUGAAGCGUGGUGUGUGUUUAGUGGAGAACUUGGGCCCCAUGUGGACGCCACAGGUAGCUGAAUCAUUACCUAGUUGCAAAGGUACCCCUGAAUCAGCCUGACUUGAUUCCUGGGUGAGUAGCCUUGACACUAGGCGGUGUCACCUGCCACUUUCCUUUGCCACAUGACGUGGCAGGCCUGUCCCUAGCAGGUAAAUUCCUAUAGCCUGUGCUUGUCUAGCUGGGGAGGACAAGUCAGAAAUGACCAGAUGGGAAGCCUGGACUCGAGGGUACAGGGGCCCUCCCUCCACAAGUCAAAUACCCUGUUCUCAACAAGUGUUGACAUAAAGAUCCUUGUCCUCAGUGCCAAGCUCCGCAGGUCCCCAAACCCUUCCACAACCCCACUCCAAAGCAUGUCAUCUCCCUGGCCUGAGUCCACUCCAUUAAGCUACUCUGAGCGACUAAUGACUUUUCUGAAAGGUCUUGUGAGCAUUUUGAAAGAGAGAGGCACCCCCAGAGUGCUGAGCUGAGUGUGCACUCAGUGACUUGCCACUCACCAGCUAUGUGCCCUCCCACAGGUUAACCUCUCAAAGCCUGUUCCGUAUCAGUCAUCCCGGGAUUGUACUGUGUCCUUACUGGUUCUUGUGAGGAUUAAUGCCCCUCAUCCUGCAGGCCUGGGGUGCUGGGUGCUACUGAUACUGGGUAACACCAUGCAGGAUGCUUGAGACUACUGUUCUGCAGAAACAGAACCCCAGCGACAACCUCCUGGGUGUGGGCACUUUCCCCAGGGUCUGUGUUCAUCCGCCUCCCUUUUCUUCUGACCUGCCAUAGUCCUCUCCAACUGCCUUUGACCACAGCACUCCCCAGUUUGGUUGCUCAGUGCUGAAUAUUGCUUUAGUAUUUUUCAAAGGCUUCCACGAUUCACGAGUCAUGUAAAAUGUUUAUACAUUUUAGUCUUCCUUGCAUCUGAGCAGCUUCUCACCCACUGUGUUUGUGGUGUUUCAGAGAUCAUUUCUGCAUGUACAAAUUACACAUACAUGUGUGCACACACGUGUAAGCUUUCCUCCUUUUUGUUCAUGUGAUACCGGACACUUCGUGUGGGAAAGACCACCUCAGAAGUCGGAUUGUCUUAAAGGUGAGCCCAGGACUGGGGGAUCUUUGGAAUCACGAUCCUUUUCAGUAGCUUAUUUUUUAUUGACUGCAGCAUACCAGAAUUCUAGUUUUCUAUACAAAUCACAAGCUGCAAUCCCUCCCUGACCCUGACCACAGAUACCCAGAUAAUGCCAGAGCAAACGGUUUCCAGAGCGUGCUUCUGAUCUGUGAUGCUCGAGUAAUCGCUGCAGGAAUGGGCACACUCUGCAGGGACCUGGACACCCUGGUGCUCCCCAACUUGACCCAUUUCAAGUCACACCCAACAGUGACGUCUGGCUACAGCUGCCACAGCCUCUCUGACAAGUGCUCAUGUUUUUGAGGCAAGUUUGAGAAACAGCAGUAACGAAGGCCAAGGCGUCCUUGCUUCAUGGGGCAGAUGUCUCCGAGGUUGCUGAAGGUGCUCAGUAGUCUCAGGAUUAGUUCUAGAUACACCUGUCGUGUUCAAGUCCUGGAUCUGUGCCUUUAUUCUCUCCAUCUUGAUGCACAGCAUACUCAUUUUCUCUUCAUGCAGUAUUUUUUCCAUUCAGCAACAAAUUACCCCACCAGUAAUCUUAAUUAUUUUAAGUUCAUUUCACUCCUGCAGGAGACUAAAGUUGCUUCCUCCAGGAAGCCCUGAGGGGAAGGGUAGGGACUGAAACCCUAGUCCUCACCCACCUCCCUAGUGCCAUGCACCCAGAGCAGCAGCCCAGGGCAUCCCCAGGACUAAGUACAACUUUGACCUCUGAUCUGAAACUUAAAAAGAAAUUGCAUGUGAGGCCCCACCCCUCUGUCACUCAGUGAGCCUUUGGCCAAUAGUGUCUGCCCAUUAGUUGUGCGGGACUGUCUUGAGCUUGUCUGAACUCUGGUGAAAUCUGCUGUCGAAAAAUGGAAGAUCAUGAGUUGUGGGUCUGUGCUGGAUUAGUGGAGAAUCCCGUGCUGUGGAUUAUCAAGAGAAAGAGGGGCUUGUACAGUAAAUGUUACUGUCCUAGUUCAGCUUUAGAGACCCAAUUAUUACAUGAUGCAGCAGGUUGACUACUUUUAGACCAAACAUCUGCAUUCUUGGCUCACCAUGCCAGUGCUCGCUUCUGUGGCUAUAGGACCUGAGAACACCUGCUCCAGGAAACCCAUAAUGUGGACCCCACCAGUGUCCAGAGACUGCACUGGACCGAGCUCCUCUCAGCUCCGUGCCAGCAUCGUCUGGAGGAUCUGCACCUCCAGUCAGCUGCGCAGUCCCCAUCUGCCCUCCUCCUCCCCCUCCCCCUCCCCAAUAGUGCUGGUGGGUGCUAGGAAGCCCCCCCACCCCGCCCACCAUGAUGGCCCUGACUCCCAUGAGUGCUCCUGAUAACUCAUCUCUGGACCAUUGCCAGGAAGGGGGUAGUUUUGUCUUGUAGUUUAGCUCAUCGGGAUUUAAUCACAAUUACUAGAUGUGCAGCACCCUCAGACCGUUUAUGAAACGCUGAGCCUCAGGUUUCAUAGACAUGUUUGUACACUAAGAAUUCUGCAGCAGAAUAUUUUUAAACAUUCGCAGUUUUUUUGUAAGCUAUAUUUUUGUAUAUUUAAUUGCUAUUUUAAAAUUUUAAUGCAUUUUUUGCUAAUUACUCGUUUUUAAGAAAUAUAACAUGCAUGUGAUUGACUUAAAUGUAAAUAAAAAGCAGAUUUUGAAAAUACUUUGUGUUGAGCCUAUACUCUUGAACAGGAACCUGCACCACUUAAGCCCCCUUAGCAAGAAUUGGAAAGUCAAGGUGAGUGGUUCUGCUCAAAUGGAGCUGGUUACCAGCAUCAGGUGAUUGUAAUGGAGGUGCUUCUGGCCUAGCCCCUCCUGUGGUGGGGGUGCAGGUUGCGGUGAGCGCGCCAGUGUGGGAGAAGGCAGAGGA
Molecule: messenger RNA, 6615 nt
Organism: Talpa occidentalis (Iberian mole)
Lineage: Eukaryota; Metazoa; Chordata; Mammalia; Eulipotyphla; Talpidae
Gene: RNF24
Product: ring finger protein 24
Exons: 6
Coding region: 426-872 (148 amino acids)
Cellular component (GO): endomembrane system
Molecular function (GO): ubiquitin protein ligase activity; zinc ion binding
Source: RefSeq, a predicted model, not a curated record